Molecule: messenger RNA, 17404 nt
Organism: Lates calcarifer (barramundi perch)
Lineage: Eukaryota; Metazoa; Chordata; Actinopteri; Centropomidae
Gene: csmd2
Product: CUB and Sushi multiple domains 2
Source: RefSeq, a predicted model, not a curated record
GAGAGAGAGAGAGAGACGCGCAGAGAAAGAGCAGGUCUGCAGUCUGAAUCUUGGCGUCGCACAGACCCGAGACGACGCUGUGGCCGAGCGCUUCGAUCCUGGGAAUACAUACAUUCACAACUGCUUAUUUCUCUCCGUACAAUACGAUCACUGACUACACUCCAACGCUGGCCGAGAACUUCUAAAGCGAGGCGGUUUUUGUUUUUUCUUGGAUUCGGAUAACCUCUGUGGCUCAUUCGUCGCUCGUUCCUUUUGAAUCUCGGUCUAAUGACGAGUUUAAAAAAAAACGUGGAUUAUCGGCACCGCAAAUGCUGUUAUUAACUGGAGAUACGUUCAAGAGAAGGACAGAUAAGUGCUGCGGGACAAACUGAAGGAGGGAUCUCCUGGUUUAUUUUGACGUGUGCCUGGUAAGAUCAGUCACAUAUGUGGAGCGGACGAGGGAUUUUCGUGAUUUUUUACGCGUGCGGGGCAGAUCAGUGACCACUUGAAUCACACGUCUCCCCUUUGGGUUUGCCUUCCCUCCCUUUAUACCCCCCCCACCUCCCCCUCCUUUUUAGGUGUGAAAUCUAUCUUCUCAGACAAGAGACUCUGAACCCCUCGGUCCCCGCAUGACAUGGUUCAGUCCAGCUGCGAGAUCCGAGCCUCCUCCAUGCAUUGGGAUUUUUCUCAGCGCCUACACCGAGUGAAUCUCCCUUUUCUGACCAUCUGAGAACUAUCGCGCCCGCCAGUCCAGAGAAGAAGAAGAAGAAGAAAAAAAGCCCCUGCCAUGACCGCCGCUUCAAAUCGGGACGGAGCAACGGGACUUGAGAGGAGACCGGAAUGCGCAUGCAGGAGAGGGGACGGAAUACGGAUUUUUGCUCUAAUGAAGGCGGGAGUGCAGGCGCACCGUUGGAGCCGGGUGCUGUUCUUAUAUAUGGGGCUACUGGCCGCCUCAGUAGAGGCUCAGAACUGCAGUUACACACUACACAGUCCCAAUGGGACGAUAGAGAGCCCCGGCUACCCUUACGGUUAUCCUAACUAUGCCAACUGUACAUGGGUGAUUGUGGCGGCAGAGCACAACCGGAUACAGCUGGUGUUUCAAGGCUUCGCCCUAGAGGAGGACUUUGACAUCCUGUCUGUAUAUGAUGGGCCACCCAGCCCUGGGAACCUGCGAACACGGUUAACAGGGUUCCAGCUGCCUUCACCCAUUGUGAGUACAGGCUCCCGGCUCACACUGUGGCUACUGUCUGACUACGCGGUCAGCGGGCAGGGAUUUAAAGCUGUCUAUGAAGCUCUGCCCAGCUACACUUGUGGUAAUCCUGGGCAACUACUCAAUGGCCACCAGCAGGGGUCCACGUUCAACAUCGGGGACAAAAUCCGCUACAGCUGCAGCCCGGGCUACGUACUGGAGGGUCACACCACCCUGUCCUGUCUCGCCACUUCGGCUGGUACUGCUGCCUGGGAUUUCCCCCUUCCCUACUGCAGAGCAGAUGACGGGUGCGGCGGCACGCUGCGGGGCCAGAGCGGGGUGAUCACCACUCCCAAUUACCCCGCCGAAUACAACAACAACGCCGACUGCACCUGGACCGUGCUGGCCGAGCCGGGAGACACCAUCGCCCUGGUUUUCUCCGACUUUCAACUGGAGGACGACUACGACCUGCUGGAGGUCAGCGGCACGGAGGGCUCUUCACAGUGGUUCACUGGCCCCAACCUUCCCUCACCCAUAAUCAGCAGCAAGAACUGGCUUCGACUGCAUUUUACCUCUGAUGGCAACCACAAGUUGAGAGGUUUCAGCGCCCAGUACCAAGUGAAGAAGAUGACUGAACUUAAGUCUCGAGGUGUGAAGAUGUUGCCUAGCAAAGACAACCACCACAAGAUAUCAGUGUUGUCUCAGAUGGGUGUAGCCCAAGGACACAACAUGUGUCCAGACCCGGGGAUUCCAGAUCGAGGAAAAAGAAAAGGCUCAGACUUCAGGCGGGGAGCCACAGUGCAUUUCUCCUGUGAUGAAGGUUAUGAACUGCAGGGCUCAAAGAGCAUCAGUUGUCUCAGAGUGACGGACAGCUACGUGGGCUGGAGUGACGACCGGCCCAUAUGCAGAGCGCCCAUGUGUGGAGGUCAGUUGAGAGGACCCACUGGUGUCAUCACGUCUCCAAACUACCCGGUCCAGUAUGACAACAAUGCCAACUGCACCUGGGUCAUCACGGCCACAGAUGCAUCUAAGGUGAUCAAGCUGACAUUUGAGGAUUUUGACCUGGAGCGGGGCUACGACACCCUGACGGUGGGAGACGGCGAGGUGGUGGGAGACCAGAAGACCAUCUUCCACGUCCUGUCUGGUACCACAACUCCAGACCUUGUGGUCAGCACCAGUCACCAGAUGUGGCUCAAUUUCAAAACAGACGACACCAGCGGCUCCCUCGGCUUCAAGGUGUCCUAUGAAGAAAUUGACCAAGGCAGCUGUGGAGAUCCUGGAAUCCCAGCUUACGGCAAGCGGGAGGGGACGGGUUUUCGUCACGGAGACAGACUGUACUUUGAGUGUCUGCCCGCCUUUGAGCUGGUCGGGAAGAAGAACAUCACUUGUCAGAAAAACAACCAGUGGUCGGCUAAGAAACCCAGCUGUGUUUUUUCCUGCUUCUUCAACUUUACCACUCCGUCCGGGGUGCUGCUGUCUCCCAACUACCCUCAGGAGUAUGGAAACAAUAUGCACUGUGUGUGGCUGAUCAUCACCAACCCUGAGAGCCGAAUCAAUCUGGCCUUCAAUGAUCUCAGCAUGGAGAAGCAGUUUGACUUCCUCUCGAUCAAAGACGGAGGAAAGGCUGAGUCUCCUAUCCUGGGGACCUUCUCUGGUGACAUCCUGCCUCCUCCCAUAACAACUAGUGCCCACGUGGCACGACUGGAGUUCCUGACUGACCACACCUACACAGACAGAGGCUUUAACAUCACGUUUACAACAUUUCGCCACAACGAGUGCCCAGACCCAGGUGUUCCUGUUAACGGGAAACGCUUCGGUGAAAGCCUUCAGCUGGGCAGUUCCAUCUCAUUCCUGUGUGAAGAGGGCUUCGUUAAGACCCACGGCUCUCAAACAAUCUCCUGCAUUCUCAAGGAUGGCAAUGUGGUGUGGGAUAACGCCGUUCCCCGUUGUGAAGCCCCAUGCGGAGGAGAUCUGAAAGCUCCCAGUGGGAUCAUCCUAUCCCCUGGCUGGCCGGAACUCUAUAAGGAGGCCCUUAACUGUGAAUGGAUCAUUGAGGCUCCUCCGGGCUACCCCAUCAAGAUCAUCUUCGACAAGUUUCGCACAGAAGUCAACUAUGACGUCUUGGAGGUGCGUGAUGGCCGUUUCCCGUCUUCACCUCUGAUUGGCAGUUACCAAGGCACUCAGGUUCCCCAGUUUCUCAUCAGCACCUCCAACUUCCUGUAUCUCCUCUUUUCCACCGACAAGAGCCACUCUGACAUCGGCUUUCGCAUUCGCUACGAAACCUUGCAGUUACAGUCGGAUCAUUGCGUCGAUCCUGGCAUACCUGUCAACGGACAGCGACACGGCAAUGACUUCUACGUGGGGGCUUUGGUCACAUUCAGCUGUGAAGCAGGGUACACGCUUAGUGACACGGAGCCUUUAGAAUGUGAACCCAAUUUUCAGUGGAGCCGCCCCCUGCCUAGCUGCGAUGCCUUGUGUGGAGGUUACAUCCAGGGCAACGUCGGCACCAUCCUGUCACCUGGCUUUCCAGACUUUUACCCACACAACCUGAACUGCACGUGGAUAAUCGAGACCUCCCAUGGCAAAGGUGUCCAGUUCACCUUCCACACCUUCCACCUCGAGAGCCCUCAUGACCAUUUGUUGGUGACGGAGAACAGCAGCUUCUCUCAGCCCCUGUGGAGGCUGACAGGCUCCACGUUGCCCCCGCCUCUCAGUGCCGGCCUGUUUGGAAACUACACGGCUCAGAUCCGCUUCCUCUCCGACUUCUCUGUCUCCUACGAGGGAUUCAACAUCACUUUCUCCGAGUAUGAUUUGGAGCCGUGUGAAGAUCCUGGAAUCCCGCCCUACAGCACCAGAAAGGGCCUGCAGUAUGGUGUGGGCGACGCCCUCAUCUUCUCCUGUUUCCCAGGUUACCGUCUAGAGGGUCCGGCGAGGGUGGUGUGCUUAGGGGGCAGGAGGCGGGUGUGGAGUUCCCCUCUGCCAAGGUGUGUUGCUGAAUGCGGCUCAUCCGUGACUGGCAUGCAAGGGGUGCUGCUCUCGCCCAACUACCCCGGUUACUACGGCAACAACCACGAGUGCAUCUACUCGAUCCAAACGCAGCCUGGCAAAGGCAUCCAGCUACGAGCACGCGACUUCAGACUGGAGGAGGAUGACGUACUCAAAGUCUUUGACGGCAACAGUAAUAAGGCUCGUCUGCUGGGGGUGUUUACAGGCAGCGAGCUGCUAGACACAACCCUGAACUCCACCUCCAGCUCCAUGUGGCUGGAGUUCAUCAGCAAUGCAGAUAACACCAGUAAAGGCUUUGAACUGCACUUCACUAGUUUUGAGCUGGUGAAAUGUGAGGAUCCAGGUGUUCCCCAGUUUGGCUACAAGAGGGAGGACAAAGGUCAUUUUGCAGGGAGCACUGUGUCAUAUAGCUGUGACCCUGGCUAUACCCUGAAGGGCCCCGAGGUGCUCACCUGCUUGAGGGGGGAAAGGAGGGCAUGGGACAGUCCCCUCCCACUCUGUGUCGCGGAGUGUGGGGGCACCAUCAAGGAUGAGCCUUCUGGUCGUAUCCUGUCUCCGGGCUAUCCAGCUCCCUACGAGCACAACCUGCACUGCAUGUGGACCAUUGAGGCUGCCCCUGGAAGCACUAUUAGUCUGCAUUUCCUGGUUUUCCACACGGAGGAGGUCCAUGAUGUGCUCCGCAUCUGGGAUGGGCCCCAGGAGGGAGGGGUCCUGCUGAGGGAGCUGAGCGGUUCGGUGCUGCCCCCAGACGCCCACAGCACCUUCAACACCGUCAGCCUGCAGUUCACCACUGACUUUUUUACCAGCAAGCAGGGCUUCGCUCUGCAGUUCUCUGUCUCCACCGCGACCUCCUGCAAUGACCCGGGCAUGCCUACUAAUGGCACCCGCAGUGGAGACAGCAGGGAGCCUGGAGACCAUGUGGCGUUCCAGUGUGAUCCUGGCUAUAUCCUGCAGGGGGCCAACAGGAUCACCUGCACUGAGAUUAACGGUCGUUUCUUCUGGCAGCCAGACCCUCCUACAUGCACAGCUCCAUGUGGCGGGAACCUGACAGGUCCUAGUGGGCUGAUUCUGUCUCCGGACUAUCCUGAACCCUACCCCCAUGGGAGGGAGUGUGACUGGACAGUUACUGUCACACAGGACUAUGUCAUAGCUCUGAGCUUCAACCAGUUCAGCUUGGAGCCCAGUUAUGAUUUCUUACAUAUCUACGAUGGGCCGGACUCCCUUAGCCCCUUGCUGGGCAGUUUCUACGGUACAGAUGUGCCGGACCGUAUUGAGAGCAGUUCCAACACGCUCUUCCUGGCUUUCCGCAGUGAUGCUUCCUUAAGCAGCAAUGGAUUUGUUCUGCAGUACACAGAGAACCCCAGGGAGUCUUGCUUCGAGCCGGGCCUGGUGCGCAAUGGCACACGGGUGGGCGCCGACCUCAAGCUGGGCUCCACUGUCACCUACCACUGCGAUAGCGGCUACAUGCUAGAGGGAGACCCAACCCUCACUUGCAUCAUGGGAGGAGACGGCAAGCCGAGCUGGAACAAACCCAAACCCAUCUGCAUUGCUCCGUGUGGUGGACAGUACUCAGGUUUGGAAGGAGUGGUCUUGUCUCCCGGUUACCCUGGCAACUAUAGCAGUGCACGGACCUGUCUGUACUCUGUGGUCGUGCCCAAGGAUUACGUGGUCUUCAGUCAGUUCGCCUUCUUCCAGACAGCGCUGAACGACAUUGUGGAGGUUUACGAUGGGGCGCAGCAGCAUUCCCGUGUUCUUAGCUCACUGUCUGGAGCGCACACAGGCGAGUCGUUGCCGUUAGCAACCUCCAACCAAAUCCUGAUCUGCUUCACCUCCAAAGGGCAAUCCAGCUCCAGGGGAUUCCACUUGGUCUACCAGGCUGUGCCACGGACCAGUGCCACCCAGUGCAGCUCAGUCCCCGAGCCCCGAAAUGGCCGCCGUAUGGGCAACAACUUUGCUGUUGGCGCUGUGAUCCGCUUUGAGUGCAGCCCGGGUUACAUGCUGGAAGGAUCCAGUGCCAUUGAAUGUUUAACAGUUCCCAAUGCCCUGGCACAGUGGAACAGCUCCAUACCCAGCUGUAUAGUUCCAUGUGGAGGUAAUCUGACCCAUCGAACUGGCACCAUCUUAUCUCCUGGCUUUCCUGAGCCUUACCUCAACAGCCUCAACUGUGUGUGGAAGAUCACUGUUCCUGAAGGUUCAGGAAUCCAGAUCCAGGUAAUCAGCUUUGUCACAGAGCAGAACUGGGACUCGCUGGAGGUGUUUGAUGGAGGAGACAACACUGAUACCAUGCUUGGCAGCUUUUCAGGCACUACGGUUCCAGCUCUCCUCAACAGCACCUCCAACCAACUCUACCUCCACUUUUUCUCUGAUAUUAGUGUGUCUGCAGCUGGAUUCAGGCUGGAAUACAAAACGGUGUCUCUGACCAACUGUCCAGAACCCGUGGUUCCUAUGAACGGCAUCAAAGUUGGGGAGCGUCUUCAGAUGAAUAAUGUGGUCUCUUUCCAGUGUGAACCUGGAUAUACACUACAGGGGAACUCACAUAUCACCUGUAUGCCUGGAACCGUUAGACGAUGGAACUACCCACCUCCUCUCUGUAUAGCUCAAUGUGGUGGAAUCCGGGAGGAGAUGGAGGGCAUGAUUCUCAGUCCUGGUUUCCCUGGCAACUACCCUAGCAACAGUGACUGCACCUGGAGAAUCUACCUGCCAGUUGGUUAUGGAGCCCACAUUCAGUUCCUCAACUUCUCCACCGAGGCCAACCACGAUUUCCUCGAGAUACGCAACGGGCCCCUCGAUACGAGCGCCGUAAUCGGCCGUUUCAGCGGCCAGGAUAUUCCCUCCUCCCUUCUCACCACCUCCCACGAGACCACAGUAUAUUUCCACAGUGACCAUUCGCAGAACAAACCAGGUUUCAGGUUCGAGUACCAGGCAUAUGAGCUACAGGAGUGCCCUGAUCCGGAACCUUUCCGCUACGGAGUGGUGGUGGGUGCCGGCUUUAACGUGGGCCAGUCUAUCUCCUUUGAAUGUUUGCCUGGGUAUCACCUAAUGGGACAUUCCAUCCUCACCUGUGAGCACGGCACCACCCGCAACUGGGAUCAUCCUUUCCCUCGCUGCGAAGUGCCUUGUGGUGGGAACAUCACAUCGGACAAUGGGACCAUCUUCUCCCCAGGUUACCCAGAGGAGUACCCCAGUUCUGCUGACUGCUCCUGGCUGAUCACCGUGGCUCCUGGCUUCGGCAUCAAACUCAACUUCACCUUGCUGCAGGUUCACGGGCCGCAUGACUUCAUCACGGUCUGGGAUGGUCCACAGGAGACAGCCAGGAAACUGGGGGUUUUUACUGAUGGAGAGCCCAAUGAACCACCCACGAGCACAUCCAAUCAGGUGCUGAUACGUUUCCGUAGUAAUACAGAGAAGGGUGGACUGUUCCGCAUCAACUAUCAAGCUUACAGACUGCAGCACUGCCUGCCUCCCCCCAUCAUCCCCAAUGCAGAGAUCCUGAUGGCAAGCAAAGAGUUUAAAAUCGGUGAUAUAGUGCGCUACCGUUGUCUGCCAGGCUACCAGUUAAGUGGAAACAGCAUCCUGACCUGCCGGCUGGGGACACACUUGGAGUUUGAGGGGCCUCCGCCCUCGUGCGACGUGACUUGUCCCAUGAACGAGGUGCUGACAGCUUCCACAGGUGUCAUCAUGAGCCAGUCACCAGGCAGCGGUUUCCCACAUUUUGAGUCCUGCUCCUGGGUGGUGAAAGUAGAACCAGGCUACAACAUUACCUUCACUAUUGAACACUUCCAAACCAGCCGUCAGUUUGAUGAGCUCGAGAUCUUUGAUGGCCCUUCCAGACAGAGCCCCCUCCUAAUCACCCUCAGUGGCAACUAUUCCAGUCCGCUGAGUAUCACUAGCUCCAAUAACAAAGUCUACCUGCACUGGUCCUUCGAUCACACCACCAGCCACAAAGGCUUCCGAAUACGCUAUUCAGCGGCCUACUGCAGCCCUCCAAACAACCCUGUAAAUGGCACAGUGCACAGUCUGACAGGCACUAAGCUGGGCAGCACCCUGCGUUUCAGCUGUGACCAAGGCUUCCGGCUUAUUGGUCAGAGCAGCGCCACAUGUACCCGCACUGCACAGGGGAUCUACCAGUGGAAUGCACCAGUGCCACUUUGCCAAGUUAUGUCCUGUGGAAUGCCAGUGCCUCCAGUCAAUGGCAGUAUUGUUGGCCAGGACUUCUCUCUAGGAGCCAGAGCCACCUACCAGUGUAAUCCUGGAUUUCGGCUGGCCGGGCCCGUCACCACAUCGGUGAUCUGUCAGGAAUCUGGGAGGUGGAGCCCCAUUGAGGCUCAACCCAGAUGUGUUCCUGUGACGUGUCCUGACAUCGGCCACUCUGCUGUGGAGCAUGGGAGAUGGAGACUAAUCUAUGGAACUCAAAACCAAUAUGAUGCUAUUAUGAUGCUCAUAUGUGACCCAGGAUAUUACUACAGAGGUCAAAGGGUCAUUCGCUGCCAAGCUAACAGCACCUGGAACUACCCGGAUCCACGCCCUGUCUGUGAGAUCAUCUCCUGCGGGGACCUUGGGACUCCACCAAAUGGUAACAAGAUUGGAACACUGACUGUGUACGGAGCCACUGCCAUUUUCUCCUGCAACACAGGCUAUACCUUGGUGGGCUCCCGGGUACGAGAGUGUAUGUCCAAUGGGCUUUGGAGCGGAACACAAGUCCAGUGUCUAGCUGGCCAUUGUGGUACCCCGGAGCCCAUAGUGAACGGACAGAUCACCGGGGAGAACUAUAACUAUCGAGGCAGCGUUGUGUACCAGUGUAACCCAGGAUUUCGUCUCAUUGGGGUGUCGGUGCGAAUCUGUGAGCAGGAUCACCGCUGGUCGGGACGCACUCCUGUCUGUGUCCCCACUACGUGCGGGCAUCCUGGCAACCCUACCUUUGGUGUGACCCAAGGAAACCAGUUCAACCUAAAUGACGUUGUGCGUUUCGUCUGUAACACCGGAUAUGUUCUGCAGGGAGCUGUAAAAUCUACCUGCCAGGCCAAUGGGCAGUGGAGCAAUGCCCUCCCCAGGUGUAAAAUUGUGAACUGCACAGAGCCAGGCCACAUAGAGAACAGCAUCAGGCAGGUACUGCCCAGCGGACCGCAUCGCUACAGCUUCCAGACCACCGUGUCAUACCGCUGUAACCCAGGCUACUACCUGCUGGGCACCAGCUCCAUCUCCUGUCAGGGGGACGGCACCUGGGACCGCUCCCUGCCCAAGUGCCUGUUGGUGCUGUGUGACCGCCCCAGCAUGCCACCGUACGCCCAGAUCUCAGGCGACCGUCGGACAGUAGGCUCAGUCAUCCGGUACAGCUGCAUCGGCCAGCGCACCAUCAUCGGCAACACGACGCGAAUGUGCCAGCUGGACGGCCAGUGGAGCGGCUCACCACCACACUGCUCUGGGGAGUCUGCCGGGCUGUGUGGAGAUCCAGGUGUUCCUGUGCACGGCAUUCGUCUGGGCGAGGAGUUUACAGUGGGCAGUGUUGUCCGCUUUAGCUGUGAGCCCGGCUAUAUGCUGAAGGGUUCGCCAGAGAGAACCUGUCUGGCCAAUGGGACCUGGCUGGGAACUCAACCUGAGUGUCAUGUGAUCUCCUGCGGAAACCCGGGAACUCCAAGGAAUGCCCAGAUCCUGAUCCACGACGGCCUGACGUUUUCCAGAUCCAUCACUUACGCUUGCAGGGAGGGCUAUUAUUCUACUGGCCUGCUCACCCGACACUGCACCGUGAACGGGACCUGGACCGGGAACAUGCCCGAGUGCUCAGUGAUCAACUGCGGUGACCCUGGAGUGCCAGCCAAUGGGGUGAGGUUAGGGAAUGAUUUCACCUACAACCACACAGUCAGUUUCCAGUGUUCUCCAGGUUUCACCAUGGACGCCGACCGGGCCUCCACUCUCAUCUGCACCAAAGACCGCACAUGGAAUGGCACCAAACCACACUGUAAAGCGAUCGUAUGUGGUCCACCACCCACCAUCCCCAAUGGGCAGGUCGUCGGUACAGACUUCAUCUGGGGUUCCAGCAUCAGCUACUCCUGCAACCAAGGUUACCAGCUGUCCCUUCCCACUGUGUUAACAUGCCAGGGCAGCGGCAACUGGAGUGGGGAGAAACCACAGUGUUUCCCUGUGUUCUGUGGAGACCCGGGGAUGCCAGCCCAGGGGAGGAGAGAGGACCGAGGAUUCACCUACCUCUCCUCUGUCUCCUUCUCCUGCUACCCUCCUCUUGUCCUGGUGGGCUCUACCAGGAGAUAUUGCCAGUAUGAUGGCACUUGGAGUGGAACGCAGCCCUCUUGCAUAGAUCCCACUCACACUACCUGUGGAGACCCUGGCACUCCUCUUUUUGGAAAUCAGAACAAUAGUCAAGGCUACCAGAUCAGCAGCACUGUAUUCUUCAGCUGUAGAAAGGGCUACUUACUGCAGGGCUCCAAUUCUCGCACUUGUCUGCCCAACCUCACAUGGAGUGGUUUUCAGCCUGAGUGCAUUGCCCACCACUGCAGCCAACCAGAGCUGCCAGCCCAGUCUGAUGUGAGAGCCAUCGAGCUGCCAUCCCUUGGCUACACACUGAUCUAUACAUGUCAGCCCGGCUUUUACUUGGCCGGAGGAUCAGAGCAUAGGACCUGCAGGUCCGAUGGGAGCUGGACAGGAAAACCACCUCUCUGUGCAGCUGAUAAUCGCCCAAGUGGUAAGAGCCCUGUGGGGACAGUGCAGGAGCCACCUUCCAAAUUACCAGUCCCUGGUGGUGUAUUUGCUAAGAACUCUCUGUGGAGGGGAUCCUAUGAAUACCUGGGGAAGAAGCAGCCGGCCAUGCUCAGCAUCACUGCCUUUGAACCCUUUAGCAACCGGGUUAAUGGGACACUCAUCGACCACAGCGGAGUGGAACUCAAACUUGCUGGUACAUAUAAGAGGGAGGAGGCUCAGCUGCUGCUGCAGGUCCACCAGAUCAGAGGGCCCGUGGAGAUCUUUGUCAACAAGUUCAAAAUAGACAACUGGGCCCUAGACGGACAUGUGUCCUACAUCUCCUCAUCCAACUCCUUUGUGUACCAGGGAUUUGUCAAAGGAAAAGGCUUUGGCCAAUUUGGUCUCCAGAGACUGGAGAGUUUAGAUCAAAGCAGAGACAACCCUGGCUACAACUUUGCCUCCAACAGCAGUUCAGUGGCAGCAGCCAUCCUAGUGCCUUUUAUAGCCAUGAUCAUUGCAGGCUUCGCUCUGUACCUCUACAAACACAGAAGAAGACCCAAAGUCCCCUUCAAUGGUUACGUGGGCCAUGAGAACACCAAUGGACGAGCUACAUUCGAGAACCCUAUGUAUGACCGCAACAUCCAACCCACUGACAUCAUGGCCAGUGAGACAGAGUUCACAGUCAGCACAGUGUGCACAGCUGUAUAGCAACUGCUUCCUCCAGAGAUCUUUGCAUUCAUCCUUGAUUCAGUUAGGGGAGGAGAGGUGCACCACAUCUUCGCCUGCCUGCCAACAGAGGACAUCCAUAGUUCCUCGAGCAGAGGGCAAGACAAAGAUUAUUUUAUUUGCUGAAACACAUUCAAGAAACAUCUCCAGCGGUAAAGGCUCUUACCCCGGAGUCGAGAAAAAAAAAAGGGAAACCAUGUGGAGACAACAGCAACUGUAACAAAUGCCAAAAGCAAAAUGCUUUUUUGUAACUUAACAUGGUUUCUUGAUCAUUUUCCAUAUUUCGAGGAGAAGCUUCCACCUGAAACUGCAGCCGGCAGGGUGGAAGUGGUAGUGCUGGAAGCAAAGCUGUGAUGACUUUUCUCACCGACCUCCGCCUAAACCCAGAGGGAAUUUAAUGGUCAACUAAGUCAAGGAAUUGACCUGUAGCUAUCAGAGAUCUCUGUGCAAGUGAACUGUACGGUGGACAGCUGCCUUUGCUGGCCUGUGUGAGUCAGAGAGAGACAGUCUGGACUGUUUCGAUUCAUUCUUCUCUCUGUUUUUCCAUUUCAUUUUUUGUUUCGUUUUUGCUUUCUUUUCUAUAUGCUGCUCGCUUUCUGUGAUGAGUAAUUGGGAACCCUGCUUUUCCCCAACUGUCUGCUCCUGAGGCUGUUGAAAGGGUUCAUCGGAGGCCCCUGGUCUCUGGCUGAGGAUAAAUUAAAAAAUCAGUGAGUUUUGAAGGCCAUGUUGAAGACACACAUUCUAUCUUUACCUUUUGAGCUUGACUUAGUUUUUUUUGUUGUUGUUGUUUUUGUUUUUUGAAGCAGGGAUGAAAUUCUGCUUGCUGAGGCAGCUGUGUCUAGGCAGGGGUUACAAGGAAGCUAGGGUUGCUGAAAAAAGCACUUAGUAAGAAUUUGUAGAGAGAAUUUAUGAGUGUGUGUGUGUGUGUGUGUGUGUGUGUACGUAUAUGUGUGUAUGUAUGAGUGUGUAUUUCUACACACAUUUGUGGUGGCUGCAACUGCAAUCUGUCCCAAAAUAUGUCCUGUCUGUUUUGGCCCCAAAGAUUCAACCACACAUGACAGAUAAUUUGCUAAAAAAAAACGUUUUUUUCCUUACUUACAUGUUAUUUUUUACUUUAAAAAAUACAAAGGAUAUUGCUUAGGAGCACCACUUUGUGUUCACCUGGAUGCUCUGGACACCAAUAAAUGAAAUGUCUACUUGGAACAAGUAAUGAUGACAAUGUACAGCUCCUCAAGAGAACAAAACCUGAAGGCUAUGUCAGUCUCUAGCUCUGACAUUCAUCCUCUUUCUCUCAGCUCAUAGUGAUUCAUAUGCAGUCACUUCACUUUUUUGUGUCUGAGAGACACUGUAAAGAAAGUGUGGGUAGACAAAACCACCUCUCAAACUGAUGCACCUAAAUCAAAAUGUUAAUCAAGAGGAUAUAGUGUCAGGUUUGCCUCUUUGAACCAUCCAUUGUUGCCUGUGAGGCUGGGUAUCAGCUUGGUUGAUGUAGGGAUGGCACCUGCGAUAAUUCCGUCUGGGGACCACAUCAUAUCUCACCCUUUUUUUGCCUUCAUUUUCAAAAGUCAUAACAAAGCUGUGGCACCAAGUUACAGAGAAACAAGUGGCACAUUGUCUUCAGAAAGAGUGAGUGCGAGUCUGAUGUCAAAUUCUCUACUUUUGACCUCCUUUUUAAUCCUGGAUCCACCUUCACAUGGUUCCUCUGGCCUGAAGGCGGUGCACGCUGCACUGCUCUGAGAUCAAGAUGCAGUAUGAGCUCCCUAAACUUGGCCUCAGGAAAACAAAGAUCAAAGAGCGGUCAUGUUUCUUACUCCCUCGAAAUGUUCAACUGAAGGCGUUUUAUAAAGUCUGAAGAAUGGAUGAGUCAGUGAUGUUUUCCCUCUGGAUUACAUUCAGGUCUUUUCCUCCAAGUUAACUUCUGACAGCUCCAUCUCUUUGAAAAGAAGAGUAGCGUCGCUUUGUUUUGUCUUUGCUCAUCACGAAAAUGUUGCAGAGGGCUUCCUCGGAGCUGUGACAGCAGGGGAGUUGCUGCCAUACUGAUUACUCCCAUGCUUUCAACUGGAAAUGAUAAAUAUGAUAUUUGUUGAGGGGGGGGGGGCGUAUCCCUCUAAUGCUAACACUCUUCAAAUCUGUGGCAAGUGGGGAGUGAUAUACAUGAAAUAUUGUUUUGAAAGUGCGACACAGGAAGCCAACUGUCAUCACACUGACACUGAUACGACAGCAGGACUUUGGCUAGUGAAUGACAUGCCUGAUGAGAAGAGUGGAUUCAAAACAUGAAUGCUUUUGUGACCCUUACAACGUGUGUGUAUGUGUGUAUUGAGAAGGAACGAAACCCACUGGAUUUUUAAACACCCUAUUUACCACUUACUGUCCCCAUACCUGUGUAUCCUGUGGAUGCUGAGUGGGGUGAAUAGUGCUCCAAUUUUCACUGCAGCAAAUUGAGACAUUACGUGCAAUUUGCUUUAAUUUAGCCUCGCUUCAUUGUCGAACCCAUAUCGAAUCCUGAAUUCAUCCUUCCAUUAUCACUGACAGGACAGAUCCUCAAUUAUGUAAUAUCUGACUCCCCCCCAAAAAAAGCAGUCUAAAACAUCCAUACUGCUUUGAUUUACCAUGUGCUCUUUGGCAUCCUCCUUUUAAGUACCAAAAUUGGUGGGAAUUAGGAGGAAAUUCGACUUGCAUGGAUUUGUUUUGGUACAUUUGCAUAUACAUUAUACCUAUAUAAAUGUGGCAAAGUGGGUUUCACAGUCAAAAUCAGCCUCCAUACCAACAGGUUUUUAAUGAAGUCUUUACAAUCACCUACAGUACAUAAUUUCCCUCAGAAAUUCAGACCUUUGAAACCAAUCACUCUAUUGUUCCUUCAAUCAGUUUCGCUGUGGGUCGGUAAUUGCUUUUACAAUUUUAUUACUUUUAAAGCUCUCCGCUUAUCUCGACAGUACAGAUAGAAUAUUGCCCCUUGCCUGCUCCGGUCGUGAAUUGAUGGAAAAGGAAACGAUUGAAUUACCCUGGAGAUUUCACGGGGGAGAGGAGCAGUUGCACUCGCGUUAUCUCGAAGGCAUUGGUGCUCAGUUCUCAUAGUUUUAUGCAGCUGUUGCAUUGCGCAUUUCAUUUAUUUAAUUUAUUUAUUUAUUUUGAUUCUGAAAUUGCUCCAAAUAUUUUAGCUGAGUGAACAGCUUCAUUACAUUCCAGUUAGUUUCUGUUAAGGCCGCUUUGAAGUGGUCUUUCCCCUCCAUUGAUUCUUCCCAUGGCGAUGUUUAACACGAAUUACGCAACACUUUAUUAAACUAUGUUGAGUAUUAAACAAACAAAUGUGAUUAGCGAGUGCAAUAGGAGAUGAUGCCCCACUGCCUAGAUGCAACUGAUUCUAUUUGACCGGAUUUAGACAGAGGAUUUGGACAAACAUAAUACAGAAGCAUAUUCUCUCACAAUUAUGAUUGUUUUUACCAACAAGGGCUCAGUCUUAGAAAAUUCAGAAAAGGUUUUAAAGGGCCAUAGUCAUACUUUUUUCCCAUGUUUUUGUACCUCCUCCUCCUCCUCCUCACCAGUCUCCAAUAAGCACUUUACGUUCAUUAUAGUGCCUUGGUACAACCCCAUGUUAUGAUGAACCAGCGCGAGUGGCUCAUGGGUUAUCAUACUUUUAUAUCAGAGCUCCAUUUCUCUGUCUUUCAGACCAGUCGUCGUUAUCGUUUCUGCCUGUAUAACCCUGACACACACCUGCUGAAGGAACUGGGAGCUCUUUGCAUCUGUGUUUUUGAUCUUACAGGAAUUAAAACUGAGCUUGUUAGGAUCCUGUUAGAGUAACCAUCAAUUUUUUGCCCUUUUUUUUCACGAACAACGUGCUCAUUAGUACUGCAUUUCGGUGUCUUGGAUCUAUGUGCUGACAUGUUUGGCUGCGUGUUUGUGUUGUGUGUGUGUGUGUUUUUAAGAGGUUAAAAAGUCACUUUUUCAACCAAAGAAAACAAUCUAAAUUCAACCAGAUUAGAAUUUGGCAAAAUUGCUAAAUUAAGACUAACUGUUCAGUCAGUUCUUGAUGUUGCCUCAUUUAGUUCCACUAGUGAGAAAAGUUUUUAAUAAGCAACAAGACAUUUUCAAAAAUUCAUGCUGGUAAUUUUGCAUAAAUGGGAGUUUUCACUUAAUGGGCACUACAUCUAUAGAAAUAUUUUCUUUUUAAGAAAGUUCUCAAAGAAAGUGCAGCACAGUUAUAUGAAAAUGAAGAUCAGUGAGUUCUGGACAGAGCCGUGCUAUAGGACUUAGAGGACAGUCUUUCUUGAUAGCAGCUGGCUACUUCCUGGUUCGUUUUGCAUAUUUUAAGACAGAAACUCUGUUCAUCCCAGGUUCAUUUUCGUUAUCAGCCAGACACAGCUCGAAGUUCUCUCCUGCCCACCAUCUCUUCUAUAAUGAAACACACCACAGUUAUGGUAUGGUGAGUUCCCAUUGAGUUCACUGAAUUUCCUCACAGUCGGAGACGAGACCAAAAGCUUCCCAUUUCUUUCUGCAGCUAGAGCUCUCACUUUUCUGCAAAGGCUGCGCUGUGCAUGCAUUGAAAACCCAAGAAAUCCAUUGGUCAUGCUGCGUGACAUAUUCUGCAUCAGCUGUCAUUUAUAAUCUCCCAUCUUUCAUUGUCACCACAUAUUGACGGAUGCGACAAAGCCACACUUCCUGGCGUGUUUUUUCAGGCCUAUUCCAUGUAAUCUGCCUUCACUAUUCAGCCCAUUUCAGUGUGUCUAGUGGACUUAAACAUGGGGGGAGAAGCAGAUGUAUUUUGAAAAGUUUAGAUGAAUUUUAUUCUAUAAAUGGAGAUAAGAGUGGACUGGUAUGAUUUGCGAUCAGAUCGCUGGAGUUACUGCUGAAAAACUACUGAAUGUAUUUCAUUUCACUGAGUGCAUCAGAAUUUAUCUAUCUAUACUGUGUUCAAUAUCUGUAAUCCCACAACUGCUCCUCUGUUUGUGUGCAGUAAUGGAAAAAAAUCUGUGUUGCCAGUUAUGUGUCAUCCUUGGAAUAAAAACAGAAUGUCCAAUUUAUCUAGAGUAUAAUAUAGCAAAAUAUUUACAGAGAGCUGCUUUUUAUUACCAGAGACUUUACAUUCCUGUGUGUUUGUCAUGGUAACAACGUUAUUACAAGGUCCCAGGUUUUCGUUUCCUUUUUUCAUGAUAUUAUUUCAUGCCAGUCCUGUAGAUUUCUCCACUAUAGCCUCUACAUGAGACUGAAAUGCAUGACAACCCAUAGCGCCUAAGCGAGAUCAACAUGGCCCUUAAACGCCUCAAUAAACCAACAAAACAGUAAAAGGCAAAGAUUGAGUGUCUUGCUGUACACCAAAAGGGAUUACUGCAAAGGAACGGACAGAAGUGGACUUGAGCAGACUGUGUGUAACUUCAGAGAGCAACUACAGAUGGAAAGUGUCUCUAUGAAAAGAGAAUAUGUUAACGAAUAAAAAACUUUUUUUUGUACAGAGAUAUAUUUUUAUGAAAAUACAUUUGUAAUAUAAAAAGAAAAAAUGGAUUGACAUAUAUGUAAAUGUUUUUCUUUUUCAUUAUUGUAGUACAAAUGCUAGUGGGGAGUAUAUGAAAAAUCUAUAUAUAUAAAUAUAAAUAUAUAUAUAUAUAUAUAAAUAUAUACAAAGAAAAUAGAAACAAGGCUUUUGUAUAUGUAAAAAAGAUUGUAAAUAAAAGUUUACAUACAUACUGUACAUAUGUAAGACCCACCAUGGCUUGUCUGCAAUAUAUAAAAUGUAUUUUAUCCGUCUGUAUAUGAUGCUUUGCAUUGUGUCUAAGCUUAUUCUACUUUCUUGAACUUGAAACUUAUUUUGAAGGUUUUGGA